AUGGCAACGUCGUAUGUGCGUUGCAACUUGGCUGAGAUCGUUUACAAACCGGACCUUAUUGAAUGCACGUUAUCCAGAGCAUUUUUGAGUGAUGGUUUGAUGGAUCAGUGUAGGGUACAAGGUCGCGCAUCAGAUCAGUUGCAUGAAGACGAUGAACUGAGAGAUGAGGAAUUGGAGCUGCAAGAUGAUGUGUGUGAUACUGAGGUAAAGCCAUACUCUCAGUUGAUUCCAUCUGAUGUUGAAGAAUGUCACACUGGAGAUGAAAUUCAUUUGGAUGAACACAGUGACAAAGAAUUAGAUGUGGCUCACGAUGUUGCCUCAAAAAUACCAGAAUUAUACUAUCAAGACGAUGAAGAGCUGAAACAAGAGUAUGAGCUAAUGAUCAAAAUGGGACUGCCAGUCAUAUUUUUCAACACUCCAAGAGAUGCACAAAGUGCAAAAGCAAGAAUAACAUCUACGUUUGGUUUUCAUGAGCAAAGAUCGAAGAAAAGUAAUCAGCGUAAACCCAGACAUCCACAGCAAACUUCAGAGUCUGGAGAUGAGGUAAGUCAAAAGAAACCAAAGAAGAAGAAGCGGAAGCCUAGAAACAGGAAUUCUGUACAAAGGGGCAAAGAUGAUCAAAGGCAAGAUUUUGGUAUUGAAGAAGAAUUUGAACAGCUUGGCUUGGGAGAGGCUCCAAUGCCAGGGCCAUGGGUACCCGUCAAUCCAGACCAGGAUGAUGUGCAAGUGGAUGAAGACUGCUUGACAUUGGUGGCAGAGGACACAAAGUGGCAAGAAUAUUGGUUACAACAUGGCCACUUCCUGGCUUGGAAAAGUUGGACGGAAUUAUAUCCUCAAUAUACAAAGGAGUACGAGUCACUUGCUUCAUCCAAGGAAACUGAAAACGUACCCCUGGAUGACAAUGUAGUUUCUAAUGACAAUGUAAUCUCUGAUGACAAUGUAAUUUCUGAUGACAAUAUAACGUCUGAUUCACUGACUUUGAAGCAACUGUGGGAAGAUCAUUAUACCGAACAGUAUUGGUUUUAUUUCCGCCAAUAUCAGUCAUGGUUUGCUUCUUCUAAAGUCAAUAAUUCUGAGACCAGUUUGGAUGACAGUGAGGUUGAUCAGAAUGCUUUUGCAAGAGAAGAAAACUUGCUAGAAGGGAUUGCAAAAGGGCAAGAUGGGUAUGAAAUUGAUUGCGACUUAGAGUUGGGUGAUGAUGCUCCUGGAAGCAGCUACACUGAGGAAGACGAGGUAAACGAAAAGAUUGGUGAUGAGCAAGACAGUUGUGACAUUACGGAGAAAGCAGCGGAUAACAGCAGUAUAUUGGUUGCUGUUGUUGUGGACUCUGAAAAGGCAACCUUGUUAUCUGACGAUGAAAUUGAGAUAACAGAGAAGCAAGAUGAAUCAAACUUUCAGUCUAACAAUUUGUGUUCACCCAGCGAUGUCCAGCCAUCUGAUUAUGAUAUACACAUUGACGUUCUUCAGAUAACACCAGAAAUCAAUAAUGGUACACACAAUAGUGAAAUAUGUAGUCCAGUUGAGCCUCUCGAUAGCAGAAUCUACUCUGAUGAAGCUCAAAGACAGCCAAGCAGAAACCCUAUGAAACGAAGCAAUAACCCAGAAGAUUGUCCUACUGAAGAACUGUUGCAUGCAUAUAGAAUGAUGGGCUUUGCUGUGAACAGACCACCAGCCAAGCUAUACAAAGGAUGCUCAACUAUAUCCAAUAGUUAUAUCACAUACCAUCAGAAACAAUUGAGAAAGAACCACAGGCAUCUCCGUCUCCGAGAACCAAAAACUGAUCAUGCACAUGUGCAACCCAUUCAUAUUCAUUUCCACGACAAUGAUGAGAGUGAUCCACCUGAACGUUCUGAAAAUUUAUGUGAUGAUUCUGGUAAGAGUGACGUCAGCAUUGGAACUGUUAUGCUGGGAACAGCCCACAUACAGACACCGACCUUAGGAAAGGUUAAAGAAUUUCUGGAAGAAGUAUCUCCUGAUGGUUUUGAGCAGAACGAGGCAUCAGUCAUGCCAGCUCAAAGCAAAGUUGUGACAAAGUCACAUGAUGCCUUUCAUCAUGUCGAAGCUCCAGAUGAUCCAGAGCUGGCAAAGUACUGGGCUCAGAGGUAUCGCCUGUUCUCGUUGUAUGACAGUGGAAUUCAGAUGGAUAGGGAGGGAUGGUUCUCUGUCACACCCGAAAAGAUUGCUGAGCAUAUUGCUGAACGAUGUCGUUGUGAUUUGAUCAUAGAUGCUUUCUGUGGUGCUGGUGGUAACGCCAUUCAGUUCACCUUUACUUGUGAACGAGUAAUUGCCAUUGACAUCGAUCCAGUGAAGAUUGAGUGUGCUCGCCACAAUGCUGCAAUUUAUGGUGUGGAAGAUCGGAUAGACUUCAUUGUUGGAGAUUUCAUGGUCCUUGCAGAUAAUCUAAAAGCUGAUGUGGUGUUUCUGAGUCCACCAUGGGGUGGACCUGCCUACUGCAAUGCAGAUGUCUUCAACAUUGAAACAAUGAUUGAACUAAAUGGAUUUAGCAUAUUCGAGAAAGCUCAAUCCAUUACUGAAAACAUCGCCUUCUUCCUACCAAGAAAUGCUGACAUAGAACAGCUUGUCUCUUGUGCCGGCCCAGGCAACAAAGUCGACAUCGAACAAAACUUUAUCAGCAAAAAAUUGAAGACCCUUACAGCAUACUACGGGGAGCUGGUCAAUCCAUAGUAGAAAAGUAAUUCUAGAUAGGAUAUUAUUACUUGGUGUAGGUGACUGCUUGGUCAUAACCAUUUAGACAGACUAGAUGAUGAAUGUACUAUGUGACAUCUUACACUAUAAUAUAAACCAUUCACAAAUUUUUAUUAAUUAAAA
Molecule: messenger RNA, 2829 nt
Organism: Corticium candelabrum
Lineage: Eukaryota; Metazoa; Porifera; Homoscleromorpha; Homosclerophorida; Plakinidae
Product: trimethylguanosine synthase-like
Exons: 12
Coding region: 1-2685 (894 amino acids)
Biological process (GO): 7-methylguanosine cap hypermethylation; 7-methylguanosine RNA capping
Cellular component (GO): nucleus
Molecular function (GO): RNA cap trimethylguanosine synthase activity
Source: RefSeq, a predicted model, not a curated record